This is a messenger RNA of Microthlaspi erraticum, 1632 nucleotides long. Lineage: Eukaryota; Viridiplantae; Streptophyta; Magnoliopsida; Brassicales; Brassicaceae. The record is from the annotation of a GenBank genome assembly.
AUGUCUCUUCUUCUCUUCAGUUGUUUCUUCUUAAUCUCUCUUGCUCAUGGAGCUUCCACUAUUCACAUUCCUCCUACUCAGCCUCCCACAGCUUCUGAGAAAUCCGGUUUAGCAAAUCCUGGAAUGAAAUUCAUAGUGGCAGAGACGCCAUUAUACGGACCGGGUUACAACAAUCCUCAAGUGAUUGAAGAUGAUGCUUCAGUGGCUUUAGCUGCUCAAAGAACAUUCAGAAAAGAUCCCAUCAAUGGUUGGCAGAAAUACACUGGUGGAUGGAAUAUCAGCAAUCGACAUUACUGGGCUUCUGUGAGUUAUACAGCUGCUCCUCUCUUUUCUGUUGCUUUGGUCUGGUUUCUUGGAUUUGGCAUCUGUUUAUUGGUUAUCUGUAUCUGCCACAUUUGCCAUAGAAGCAAAUCUAUUGGAUACUCAAAAGUUGCUUAUGUUGUCUCCCUCAUCUUCCUCCUCUUCUUCACUCUCAUUGCAAUAAUCGGAUGUGUUCUGCUCUACUCGGGUCAGGUCAAGUACAACAAGAGCACAACAGAGACGUUACAGUAUGUCAUGAGCCAAGCAGAUAGCACAGUUUCACAGCUUAAAGCUAUUUCAGAUUAUCUUGCUUCAGCCAAGCAAGCUGGAGUUCUUCAAGUGAAUUUAGCUGCAAAUGUCCAAACUGAAAUCGAUCAGAUUGGAACGAAGCUGAAUUCUUCUGUAGCCACCAUCACUGAGAAAGCCACUAACAGCUCCAAUCACAUUAGACAUUUCCUUGAUUCCGUGAAGGCUGCGCUUAUCGUUGUUUCAAUCGUCAUGCUAGUUGUGACCUUUCUUGGUCUCGCUUCUUCAAUCUUGGGGAUGCAAGUCAUCGUCUACACCCUUGUGGUUUUAGGAUGGAUCUUGGUCACUGGCACAUUCAUCUUAAGCGGAACAUUCCUUGUUCUACACAAUGCAACUACAGAUACAUGUGUGGCAAUGAGUGAAUGGGUUGAGAGACCGUCAAGCAACACGGCUCUAGACGAGAUCUUGCCUUGUACAGACAACGCCACUGCUCAAGAAACUUUGAUGCGUAGCAGAGAGGUGACAGGUCAGCUUGUUGAACUCAUCAACACAGUCAUCACUAAUGUCUCCAACAUCAACUUCUCUCCAGUCUUUGUCCCAAUGUACUACAACCAAUCUGGACCGUUGCUCCCAUUGCUCUGCAAUCCCUUUAACCAUGACCUCACCGAUCGUCCUUGCUCGCCCGGCGAGCUUGAUUUGAACAAUGCCACAACUGCAUGGAGCAGUUUUGUGUGCCAAGUGAACACGAACGGGACUUGUGGCACAACGGGUAGGCUCACGCCGGUGCUGUACGGUCAGAUGUCAACAGCUGUGAGCAUCAGCACGGGGUUGAUCAGAGACGCACCGUUCUUGGUCCAGCUUCAAGAUUGUUCAUAUGCAAAGCAGACUUUUAGAGACAUAACCAAUGACCAUUGUCCUGGACUCCAGCGUUACGGCUAUUGGGUCUAUGUGGGUCUGGCGAUAUUAGCCACGGCUGUGAUGCUCUCACUUCUGUUCUGGAUCAUCUACAGUAGAGAGAGACGGCACCGGAAGCAAGCUCUGCCGGAGUAUGUAGAGUGUAAGGAGAUUGUAAGAGUAAACUUUUGA